AACAAAGAAAAAUAGCUUGGUAAUGCUAUAUCUAGCCCAUCUAGCCACUAAUUAUAAAACAUUUAUUUUAAUAAUAGUUUAGUGUUUGUCUCUUUGUAAUGUCACAAUAGUGUCAUAAAUUAAUGCAAAGACUUGUCAAAGAAAGCAGUGUCAUAUUAAUCAUCGUUUAUAAUGAUAUCUUUAUUAUCUUCAACAUUAACAGGAUGCAUGUAUUGCCCCAGAAUUCAUGUGACUGAAGUGCUUCCGUUAAAGGUGAUACCUUCGCCUGCAUCGAAUGAGAGGAAAUACUAUCCCAAAAAAAAUUCUAUCUCCUGUUACAGUUCCAGUGAGUGAGCUUCAUGGUAUGAUAAUUUGAUGUUGCAAAAGAGUAAGUAAUUAUAUUUUCAUACUAAAUAAUAUUUUAUAUGGACGCAAACCUUAACUAAAUUUCCGCAAUUAAUUCACAACAGUAAUCCAUUUAAAGAUGCAAAUCAGAUACAAAAUCUGGAAAUUUAUACAGAUUCAUGCAAUCGGAAUUCACAAACCUUUUGAAUGUGUAACCCCGAUGCUAAAAUUAGCUCUGUAAUUUUUCUUCCCUGUUACUCUUGUAUCAUUUAUCGUUCGUCGUUAGUCUCUUUGCCCUCUCUCUUUUUUUUUCUUUUCCUCCUUCUUGCUCUAAUAAGGGAAACGACAAAUUUCUCCCCGCUCUUCCCAUAAGCCUAAACCUCAUUGUUGCCGAGUGCAGCUCUUCGGGAGAGUGGAGCUUAGGACGCUGACACGAGCGCGUUUUCCUCGUCGGGUCUCCAGUUCGGUCAUCCAUUCGUAGGCUCGACUCGCGACGGCCGGUUGCACUCCUCGGUUUGGUUGCACUCAGCUGCACACGCUCUGCAUUCUGUUACGUGUUGAACGCGCACACAGCUCGUACGUUCGAUUCACGGCAGGAAAGAGGAGUCUGACAGGAUCAGAAAAAACUCAGCUGUUCUCUCUUGCCAUCAGCACCGUUUUUCAGCGCUAAAAACAAAGCAAGAUGAGGGAAAUCGUACAUUUGCAGGCUGGACAAUGCGGCAACCAGAUCGGCGCAAAGUUCUGGGAAGUUAUUUCUGAAGAGCACGGCAUCGAUCAGUCGGGCAUUUAUCACGGAGACAGCGAUCUGCAGCUCGAACGAAUCUCCGUAUAUUAUAAUGAAGCAUCUGUCGCAACAUCCACGAAUGGAGGAAAAUACGUGCCGCGGGCGAUUCUGUUGGAUCUAGAACCGGGAACGAUGGACGCCGUUCGUUCUGGCGCUUACGGAAAGCUCUUUAGGCCAGACAAUUUUGUGUUUGGGCAGUCUGGUGCCGGAAACAAUUGGGCGAAAGGGCAUUACACCGAAGGCGCGGAAUUGGUCGAUUCCGUGCUCGAUGUAGUGCGGAAGGAAUGCGAAAACUGCGACUGCCUUCAAGGUUUCCAGCUCACCCACUCGUUAGGAGGUGGUACCGGAUCUGGAAUGGGCACUCUAUUGAUUUCGAAGAUCCGUGAGGAAUAUCCCGAUCGGAUUAUGAAUACUUACUCGGUGAUGCCGUCACCUAAAGUAUCCGACACGGUGGUGGAACCUUACAAUGCGACAUUGUCGGUGCACCAAUUAGUAGAGAAUACCGAUGAAACCUAUUGCAUUGAUAAUGAAGCCUUGUACGACAUCUGCUUCCGCACUCUCAAGGUUUCCAACCCGAGCUAUGGUGAUCUCAAUCACCUGGUUUCGCUCACCAUGUCUGGAGUGACUACUUGUCUCAGGUUUCCUGGCCAGCUAAAUGCCGACUUGCGGAAACUCGCGGUGAAUAUGGUACCUUUUCCGCGUCUGCACUUCUUUAUGCCGGGCUUCGCACCUCUGACAUCCAGGUCUAUGCAACAGUAUUCCGCACUGUCUGUGCCGGAGCUCACCCAGCAGAUGUUCGACGCGAAAAAUAUGAUGGCAGCCUGCGAUCCACGCCACGGCCGAUACCUCACGGUGGCGGCCGUUUUCCGCGGUAGAAUGUCUAUGAAGGAGGUAGACGAGCAGAUGCUUAGCGUGCAGAAUAAAAACAGCUCGUAUUUUGUUGAGUGGAUACCAAAUAAUGUGAAAACUGCCGUUUGCGAUAUCCCGCCGAAAGGUCUGAAAAUGUCGUCGACUUUCAUCGGCAACACCACUGCUAUCCAGGAGCUGUUCAAAAGAAUUUCCGAGCAAUUCACAGCAAUGUUUAGGAGAAAGGCCUUUCUCCAUUGGUAUACCGGCGAGGGCAUGGACGAGAUGGAGUUCACCGAGGCCGAAUCUAAUAUGAACGACCUGGUAUCGGAAUACCAGCAGUAUCAAGAAGCCACAGCGGAAGAGGACUUUGAGGCGGAGGAGUGUGCUGAUGAUUUCGAAACUUGCGAGCAGGAAAACUGAACAUGACGCUUAUUUUUACAGGAUUUAUCUUCAAAUUCUCUGCCUGUUUUCCCGUAGAAGCUCGCAUGAUUGAUUGUGUGUUCGCGAGGAAAGAAAAUCCAUCUUUUGAUACUUUUAUAUACGAUGCGCUUUGUAAUCAGCGAUGUGAAUCUAAUAUAGACGAUCAAGAUUAUUUUUUAAUUACUUGUGAUACUGGAGUAUUUAUGAAAGCUAUAUUUAUAAAAAUAAAUAUUCAAAGAGAUAUACAUAAUAUAUAUUAUAAUAUAAAUUACGUUGAGACGCGUAAUGAUAUAAAUUGGAGAAUAAUUAGGAUGUAAUAUAAUUUCUCUUGUUAAUCUCUGAUGUCUAUAUUGUAUUCAGCUUUACUAGUGAUAAUAAAUAUAAAAAUCUUGAUAUAUAUCGCUGUGACGAAUGUGGCAUGGACUGGAUUACAAUAAAAAUCAUUGAAAAAAUCA
This is a messenger RNA of Linepithema humile (Argentine ant), 2832 nucleotides long. The record is from RefSeq and is a predicted model, not a curated record. Lineage: Eukaryota; Metazoa; Arthropoda; Insecta; Hymenoptera; Formicidae.